AUGCGCCUCUACGACAAGUUGUCCCAUAAGCUGGCGGUACGUGCACUCUUCCGGUCGCUCCUCAGGCGUGUCAAGGGCGCAAAUAUCACCAUUUCUGCCACCAAUCCGGACCAUGCCAAAUACUCCCUCGAUCCUCAACUCUACAUAUCAUACCUCAAAUCCGAGUGGAAGUACAACUUGAGAAUGGAGUUCAGCUCAAUGCACAAAACUGAGAAGUCUUUUGCCAAAUCAUUCUUGCGAGGGGUCGAAAUUGACCAAAGAAUAGCCACAAGUGAGUCCAGAGGCGAUGCCUUGGUGGAAGUCAUGUUGGAAUACAGAAAGACAAAGUUCCAGGAACAGAAAUGGCGUGCAAACUACUUGGAACGCAAACAGGAUAUACAGAAACAGGACGACAAGGCUGCCAAAGAGCUUCAGUUGCGAAAACAGGAGUCCAAGCUCAAGAAACCGAUAGACCCAAAACAGAUCUUCCACCGGCUUGAGGCUCCCCAGAAGCAUAGGGUGGUACUCUCCGAGCUCAAGGCAUCAAAAGAAUUCUCGGAACAUCUCUUGCGCAGGUACUUGAAGUUGAAACAGCAGAGUCUCCAGCUCCCCAAUCCCGCGAUGUUACCCAACACCCCAGACAUCAAGGAGAUUCCCGAAUACAAGAGCAAGUACGCCCUUCCUGGGUCUACCAGGCACGACUUGAUCAAAGCUGGCUACGAUACUGAGUAUAUCGACGCCAUAGUGAAGCCAUCGCUCGAGUACGACAUCAAUAAGUACCACUAUCUCAACAAUCUACAACAUAUCGUCAACAACAAGGGUCCUUAUCCCGUCAAAAUAGCCACCACAUCCGCAGGACCCAUUCCCAUGCCGUAUAUCAAGGUUCCAUUUGCGAGACCCCAGCAAAUGAAGCAAAUUGCUCUAGACACCAAGAAGCUGUGGACGGUGAUCAGAAUACGAAAUGUGUGGGUCUCCGAACCAGGAACCAUCAAGGACGAGAAGAUGUUCAGCGAUGGCCGCUACAGCAUCCCAGGAAGUCGAGGUUUUGGCCCAGAACAGUUCAUGUACCCUAGAAGCUACUACCAGAAACUCGCUGAGAGUGAAGCGUUGUGGGAGUACGUUCUUGAUCGUGAAACAGGAGGCUCCAGGUCAUUUUCGUCGUAUGUCUCAGACUGGACUGAGCAUCUCGAUAUCAACACUAAAGUGCUCGAGGCCAAGGUGGAUGCGUACUUUUCGAAGUAUAGCCAAUUGCGUACCAGAAACUCAUCGCUCCAAAAGGAACGUGAUGCCCUCCAGCUCCAGAUGAACGAGCAUUACGACCAGUUAGUUGCCACUUAUGAUUCGUUGAUCAAUGAAUUAAAUACACAGGGAAUAUUCAAGCACUCAGAAAUAGUCAAUCCAGCUAAGGUCACUCAGACAUACCCCCAAAUCCUAGACACCACGCCUCAUGCCAGAGUGUCUGAAGGAAUCCCCGAAUUGGAGCGAAUUGGCAUGGGCAAGAAGUUGGGCGAUUAUCUUCGGGAAGCAGGUGUGAAGAGCUUCAGUUGGGGGGAGAAGUUCUACAAGAGGUUCAAGUUCGAUAUCAAAAAGACAUGA
This is a messenger RNA of Suhomyces tanzawaensis NRRL Y-17324, 1575 nucleotides long. RefSeq lists its product as uncharacterized. The record is from RefSeq and is a predicted model, not a curated record. NCBI's taxonomy places the organism in Eukaryota, Fungi, Ascomycota, Pichiomycetes, Serinales, Debaryomycetaceae. The transcript has a single exon. The coding region runs from base 1 to 1575 and encodes 524 amino acids.